CAAAACUUGCAACUUGUCGGUGAAAAUUGUCCUAAUUUACCCAUAAAAUGUAUUUACACGGGCAUAGCAUGCAGAUAUUCAGUGAAGGGAAUCACCGGGCUACGAAAUAAAGUCACCGUUUUUACAGGAUGUCAUCUGAACAUAAUUUCACGUGUUUUGCGAUAGCAUGUGUGGACAUUAUAAAACUGCCACUCAUAGAUAUUUUGACUGAUUGUAUUAAGCCUAAAGAGCUUUGCAACGAAAUAAAAAAAUCAUCCUCGUUAAGUACUGGGAAAAAUAAACUUCUCCCAGACCAAUUAAAAAAGUGUUCCGUUCUUCCACCCGGCCAGCCUAUCUACAAGGAGUUUGAUGUUUCUUUGCUAUACACUCUUAUUAGAAAUCUAUGCUCUUCAUUUAAACCAACACAAGGAUGGGGAACAGAGCCAAAAACCACGGAUAUGAAGGAUGGGGAUGACAUCGAACGUCUCAGGUUGUUUAGAAACAACUACUAUGGACAUGCCGACUCGACAAAACUGGCUGACGGCGAUUUUGAAAAUCUGUGGAAAGAAUUAAAAUCUGUGAUCAAAAGACUUCAAACGAAAACAUGGAGCAAAACUAAUUAUGAAGAAGAGUUGAAAAAAGUAGAAAAUCAAAGAUUUACAAGUAGAGAUUUGGAAAUGUACAAGUCCUAUCUGGAAGUCACACUCCGGUUGUGGAAACAAGCCGAAGGAAAAGAUGAUCCAGAAGUUUCCUUAAGAGGUUCAAAUGAAGUACUAUGUGGAAACAAAGCGCGUUUUGAGUUGGAAGUGAAACACGCAGAUCCCACCGAUUAUAAAGUCACAUGGUAUAAAUCGAAAGGAAAAUCCAAAGAACAAAUUGAAACAAGAGAUGAGAAAUAUAUUGGUAGUUCCGACGAACAGCUUAUUAUUAACGUCGUGUGUAUAGAGGACGAAGGAUAUUACGAAGCUGAUCUCUCAAGAGAAUCAAACGGGAACACAUUAAUAGUCAGCAAUAAAAUUCAUCUAAUUCCUAAAGGAGAAAAGCCACAUUAUGAAGAAUGCAAGGUAACAACAGGAAGGGAAGGAAUUACUAUUCAUUAUAAUUAUAGAGUUCCAGAGAAGUUACCAAAAGUGCAAGAGAUAAAGUGGACAAAAAAUGGAGCUCAACUGGAUUGCGGAGGAGAUAAAUAUAAAGGUGGAGGUUUAAAUGACAAGAGUUUCACAAUUACUUCACCAGCUGAAGACGACAGAGGUACCUACUCAUGUACAGUGAGAAAUCCAGUGGGAUCGGAGACAAAGAAUUUUGAAUUCGACGUUCCAAAAGCAACUAUUCCAACAAUACUAACAGUUUGUUAUGGAUCCGAAACAAUAUUUAACCCCGAAGUUGUAUCUUGCCCACUGCCUGACGGAGUGCGGUGGCAGAAAAGCAAAUUUGAUGAAAACGAAAGAUUUGAAUGCAUCGACAUCAACGAAGCAAAGUAUUUUGGAAGUUGCCUUGAUCCCGAGUCUCCUAAACUUGUUAUAACGAAAUCAACAUUUGAAGAUAUGCCUUAUUAUCGUCUUCUUAUUUGGAAUAAAAUUGGAGAGCGUUACAGUAAUACUACACAUUUGAACGUCACAGGAAGAGCUCCUCUUGUUUCGACAGGUCACGAAAUCAAAGACAUUGUAAAACCUUGGUCGUUAAGAUUAAUUGGCAAAGUGAUUGUAUAUGAUCAAUCUCCUACAAUAGACACUUUUUACUGGACUAAAGAUGGGAAGAAAAUAAAAAAUUUAGAAGGAGGAGAUAAAUAUUCCGAAGGAAGCACUGAAGAUCCAUCACUCUUCAUCCAAAAUGUCAAUCCUCACGAUGUUGGCACUUACCGACUCACUGCCAUCAACGCCGUGGGAUCAAACGAGAGCAACAUUGUUCUAGGUGUUCCUCAAAUUUUUAUUAAAAGAAGUAAAAAUCUGCACGACGAUCAGUGUUUCACGGCGACAAUCAAGUCGAUCCCAGCAGCAUAUGAUGCCUAUUGGAAGGUAAAGCGCAAAGAUGACGAUUUGUUUUCACCAAUUGAUGUCAAUGCUGAGGAAUACAAAGGAACGUCCAGCUCUCUACCUUGUCUCGUAUUAGUUGUCAAAAAGAAUGAACUACUAGAAAGCCAACAAUUCUGUAUUGAAGUACAUAAUUUUGUUGGAAGCCAGAUCCAAGAAAUUUCAGCUGAGGAACAUGCUGAAAUCCCAGAUACAUCAUGCAGAACAAAAGAUGAUAUGUCAUCCAGUAUUUUCAAUAAAAAAGGAUUAACAAUACGAUUUAAUAAUCUCCGACUAAACCUCAUUAAGAGCCUCAAAGACAGAGAUACAGAUGUGCAUGAACUUAAAGAUUCACUUGAGGCGAUUACAUCGGAGAGAAGUUUAUUUCGUAAUGUAAACUCAAUUGAAGACUUUUUCCGUCAAAUGUUAGACAAAGGGGUGUUGAAUGAGCGCAACGUCAUCAUAGUACAGUAUUUGAUGAGGCAAAUAGGCCGUCCAGAUCUUGAAGAAAUGUGCUUUGAAUAUGCGUCCAAGAGCAAACAAGUUUUGUGUUAUCAUGAGAAUCCAAGGUGUCAAGACGAACCUAGGGUGUUAUUGCACGUAAACGACGACAUAGAACACUUUACUACUAUGGAAUCCCUUCUACAGACAGUUGCCAGCAUCGUGGAUUGUACGCUAGAUGAUAUCAAAAUUGUUAGAUUGCAGCCAGAUCAAAGUUUCAUCAUCAUUAUUACCAUGAGGGCAGAGUUUAUAAGUAUCCUGAAAGAUACAGAUCCACAUUAUCUCAGAAAAUUGUUACAAUUUAAUGUGGACUGGAUACAAAUUGAAAAAUGUGUUGUAAAGAUUGUCUCUGAAACCAGUUCCGACUCGGUAUGCGAUACGGACGGUAAACACAAACAACUUCCCCAGAUUGUUGGUCUGACAGAAUCGAACAACGUGGUAAGAACAAAAUAUGAGAAAGAAGCAAUGGAUUUCGUCCUCAGCUAUUUUGAUAAGUUAAGCACCGAUCGUCUUCGUGUUGGUGAAGACAAGACGGAAAUAGCACAGCAAGUCGAAAUUCCAGAUCAAGCUUUUUUGGACCCUAGCGAAGACAUAUCGGUGAUGUGCUCUAACGGUCCAGUCAGCACCCUCUCUGGGAUGGUCAGUAUAAGGUGUACACUAGGCACCCGUGAUGUCCCGACACUAGUUGGUCUGUAUAGGCCUCUGAUCGUUCGCUGUGCCCGGGGAAUAGAGCUACUCUUUCACUUAAAGGAUGCUAUUGAUGAGCAGGGCCGACAAGAAGUACGUCAAGCCAGCAGAACUCUAGGGGACAUCGCCUCUAUGGAAUGCUUGCUUACUCAUUUAGAAGUCAGCGAACAUCCUCAAAAAUGGAAAAUGUUUGUGGAUGCUUUGGAGAAUAAUGAGUACCACUACCUCGCGGACGCUCUGAAAGGCCAGGAAGUGCCAAGAGAUGUAUUCAUCAAAUUUCGGAAACUUUUGAUGGAACACAACCUUGAGUUCAUCGGACAAUUUAAUCCAACGGACGUCCUUCCAGAACUUAAUAGGAGGAAAGUAUUAAACGAUAUGGAUAAAGAAAAUAUUAUAGCAGAACAAAGGGCGCAGGGAAACAUGGGAGCCACAGGCGUUCUUCUUGAUCGAGUGUGGCGGCGGCAUACCAAUUGGUAUGAAGAAUUUUUGGAUGUUCUUUGCAAAGACUACCUGGAUAUUGUCAAAAGAAUGGACACGGAUUUUUAUGAGAGAUGGCAGAUAGCACACAACAGGCAAGUCGAACUUCCAGUAAAACAACUUGCCAGCUCUUCAGAAAUUAGCGACAGCAAAAAAGAGGAUUCAGAUAUGGCACCACCAGAAUCUUCACCUAGCUCGAACAGAUUGGAUUCUUUUGGCAGGAAGAGUUCUUCCUCAAUUCGUGAGGACUAUAUGUCAGCAACGGGUGAUCCCCAAAAUACCCUUGGUGAUCGCUCCACUCCCCCACAAGAUAGCAUUGCUUUUGAACCAAGUGGCGAGUUGACGUUGAAUAGCUUCAACAGUGAUUCUGGUGAUUAUGACGAUGAAAUAACUCACGUUAAGAGAAGGAUUGCAGAAGAACAACUAAAUUCACUGCAUUCAGUUCAGAAACGGGAACCGGAGGAUAAAUCUAUUGAAGAUUUGGGGAUUCCAGACACGUCAGGAGGUCAUACCUUGAGUUUUGUGUCAACCACAGGUUCAAGGUCAACAAAUCUGAGGGCAAACAUCCAGGCUGGUGACCAGGAAAACCUGAGUAGUAUUUCCUCCCUCAGCGGCGGUGCAACUUCAUCUUUGGUGGGCCGGCUGUUACAAAGUAUCGAGAACUGUGUCAAUGAAGAUUUACAGAGAGAAGGGGGCGCUGUUCCCAAUAUCGUAGGACCUGAACAUCCAAUCAUCGAUACAGAGUCUGUUGACGAAAACAACGAGAGUUCAGACGAAGAAGAACGCAUCCCUGCUAAACCUCUAAACUUGCGCAGCUAUCAAAUGGAGUUGGCGCAAGCGGCCCUGCAAGAUAAAAACUGCAUCAUCGUUGCUCCUACUGGAAGUGGAAAAACACAUGUUGCUAUGAAAAUCAUACAGAAUCAUCGUGAAAAACGGAGGCGUCUGAAUAUACCGAAAGUCGCUUUUUUAGUUGAACAAAGCGCUCUUGCAGAACAACAGGGAAAAGUUUGCAAAGAGUAUCUGGGUUGUAAAAUUAAGGUUAUCACUGGAGAGAAGCAACGCACAGAGAGCCUCCAGAGCCUUUCGUGUUGGAUUCAGAAAAAGGAUGUACUGGUCAUCACUGCACAGAUUUUGGUUAAUGCGUUGGCUACGGGGGACGUUCAGAUUGAAGCUUUCUCCUUGAUAGUUUUUGACGAGUGUCACCACUCGCACGCCAAGCAUCCAUACAAUCAAAUAAUGGCGUACUAUCUGGAUCUUAAGCUGGAAGAUAAGCACAAGCAACUCCCCCAAAUUGUAGGUCUGACAGCUUCAGUUGGAGUCGGUAAGGCGAAGAAUGAAGAGAAAGCAAUGGACUGGAUCUUUAGCAUGAUGGCCAACAUGGACGCCGAGGAACUUUGUGUUGUUGAAGAAAAUAAGGCGGAAUUGGCCCAACAUGUUAAUAUUCCAGAUCAAGAUGUGGUAAAAACUAACUCAAGAAAGAAAAACGACUUCGGGCGAAUCAUAGAUGGCAUCAUGAAGGCGAUUCAUAGAUGGAUGAAUCAAUCUAUACAUGCCAGGGCUCUGACGGACCAGAGUGUGCUGAAGCCCCCGGCAGAGUGUGGCAACGAUCAGUACACACAGUGGCUCAGUCGACUGUGGAAGGAGGGGGCAAAAAUAGUAGACGAGAAGGCCAGGCGCUUCAUCCAUUCCUGCAGAGUCAAUCUGGAUAUGUAUAACAAAGCCUUGAUUAUAUAUACCGAUGCACGCACCUCUGAUUCUCUUGCCUUCAUCAAAGAUGAACUGAAGCGUUGGGACGAACACCAAAUUCCUGACGAUACCGACAGAAAACUCAGAUCUUUCUUCGAAAAAACCCAAGGAAGACUACAGACAUAUACAAUGGAUCCAGAUCACAAUAAUCCAAAGCUAAUGGAACUACGGAGGUUGAUUUUACAAGCAUUUGGGAAUGAUGCUGAUUCACGAGGCAUUAUAUUUGUCAGAACCAGAGAUUUGGUUAAAGCAAUUCACCGUUGGAUGAUGGAAACGGAUGAUCUACGACAUCUCAAACCUGUCAUGUUUACUGGAGCGCAAGCCAAAAGCAGCGCAGGAGGAAUGACAAAGGUACAGCAGAUUGAUGCUCUAAGCCUGUUCAAGGAGGGUCGACAUAAGAUUGUCAUUGCUACAUCUGUGGCUGAGGAAGGCCUGGAUAUCCAGAAAUGUAAUCUUGUGAUUCGGUAUUCCUAUGUCAGUAAUGAGAUCGCCAUGGUCCAGGCAAGAGGAAGAGGAAGACGUGAGAAUGGAAAAUACUUUGUGGUGGCUGAACAGGGUGAUAAGACUGCUGAGAGGGAGGAGUUGAACAUCAUCAGGGAAGCUAUGAUGAACCGUGCCAUAGAGCUGCUGAGGGAGAAAUUCAGGAGGGAGCGGAGAGAAUGUCUGUACAUCAUACUUGGCUUGCAGAAAAAUGCUAAAACAGAGCGUGACCUUGCGGCGAAAAAUAAAGAAGGAUUCUUAGUCCGCCAGGGCGAAUACGUGCUCAGAUGUCAAAAGUGUAGUAAGUACAUAUGUAUGUCAAAUGAGGUCCGAAAGAUCCAGAACGCCCACCAUGCCUGUAUUUGUGACGACAUCAAAGAACGAGUCCUGGGGCAGCGCCUGCCCCGGCCCCAGUUCGAGGACGUGGACCUUAAGUGUGCCGUCGGCAAGCUCCUCUGUCGAUCCUGUGGGUCAGAUCUAGGAAAUAUCUCCAUCUACAAAAAUGCCCAGUUCCCGAUCCUGAAGAUAGAGGGGCUCUUGAUGGAGGACAAUAUGGGAAGACGAGACGUAAAGAAGAAGUGGAAGAGCGUGCCGUUCUUGGUGAAGGAGAUAACUGCUGAAGAUAUAUCGCAGCGGGCCCGUGGAGAGAAACUCAUUGAUAUGAUGUGAAUGAAUGUCAAAAAAUGAUGGGGAUGGGGCGGAAUUAGUUUAAGCAGCUUUCAGUGCAUUGUAGUUUCUGCUUGCAUACUGUUCUACACUUGUAAUGAAUUCUGACUUAAGACAUUCGAGAAUACUGCGGAGAUUUACCAGUUUUAUAAUAUACAUGUACAGUCAUUCGUUUUGCGUGACUGAAUAUCAUACAUUUUUAGCUAUUUGUAAAGAGGUAGAAAAAAUGAAAACGUAUUCUGUAUACACAAUUAUCAUACAUUGUAAAUUCUGAUUUGCUGGUGCACUUCAUCCUCUUUCGGACUAGUGUACGAAUUUUACCAUAUUCAAUAAUUAUGUAAAACAUAUUGCAUAUGUAUUUCUGUGUUGAUUUUCAUGUUGCCUCUAUUUUCUCGUUAUCUAUAUUUAUGAAUAAAAUCUAUAUGUAAUUAGCCGUCUCUACCUGUAAAUAGAUUUAAUGUAUUUAUGACAUUUUUAGGCAAAUGACAUAUAACAAUAUGUGGUUCUUUAAAUGAAAUGUAUAUUUGAAUGUUGUGAACAUGUUUAUUUAAUACUGAAAGCAAUUUGCAGUAAUAAGAAACACUUCUACAUGUAUAAUAAAGAUUAGAAUAGUAAUUACAUAUACACUGUUAUGGAACGAUCUGCCUCUUAGUAAAAAACGCGUUUGUGAAAGCAAGAAGCAUUGGCCACGUCGUGUAGACAUGGCAUUAUGAUUUAUCUUAAAUGUACAGUAUUUAUAAUAUUUUAUGAAUAAUUGUGAUAAAACUGUCUUUCAAUUUGUUAUACAUUAUGUAUGCACAUUCAUUUGAUGAAAUAAAUUAGUGAAUUGAUGAACACAACAUGUACAUGUAUAUUUGAACUAUUGUGCCAUUGUCUUACAGAUAUUUUCAGUAAAAAUGAAUUAAAUAAAUUAA
This is a messenger RNA of Magallana angulata, 7459 nucleotides long. RefSeq lists its product as uncharacterized. Gene Ontology annotation, biological process: regulation of apoptotic process. Gene Ontology annotation, cellular component: cytoplasm. Gene Ontology annotation, molecular function: DNA binding; protein binding; ATP binding. NCBI's taxonomy places the organism in Eukaryota, Metazoa, Mollusca, Bivalvia, Ostreida, Ostreidae. The record is from RefSeq and is a predicted model, not a curated record.